ACUCCAAGAAGGGCCCGGCGCGCUGCCUCCCGGCGUUUCUCUGGGGGCGGGGCCUGGAGGUCGUCGCCGUCACCGAGGAGAGCGCAGUUGGGCGCUUCUGACAGACUGACGGACAGACGGACUGACAGACGGUCAUGGCGGUCUCCCUGUUGGUCCGGAGCUGCGGCCGGGUGAGCCGAGCUUUCUGUUCCCGGGGCUGGAGACGGCUGCACACCGUCUAUCAGUCUGCAGAGCUGCCUGAGACCCACCAGAUGCUUCGCCAAACCUGCCAAGACUUUGCCGAGAAGGAGCUGGCCCCUAUUGCUGGACAGCUGGAUAAGGAGCACUGCUUUCCUGGUGCUCAGGUGAAGAAGAUGGGCGCCCUGGGGCUGCUGGCUAUGGACGUGCCCGAGGAGUUCAAUGGCGCGGGCCUUGACUACCUGGCCUAUGCGGUGGCUUUGGAGGAGAUCAGCCGCGGCUGCGCCUCCACGGGCGUCAUCAUGAGCGUCAACAACUCUCUCUAUCUGGGGCCAAUCCUUAAGUUUGGGUCCCAAGAGCAGAAGCAGCGCUGGAUCUCGCCCUUUACCAGCGGUGACAAAAUUGGCUGCUUUGCUCUCAGUGAACCAGGGAACGGCAGUGACGCCGGGGCCGCCUCUACCACUGCCCGACUGGAGGGGGAUUCGUGGGUGCUGAACGGCACCAAGGCCUGGAUCACCAACGCCUGGGAAGCCUCCGCGGCCGUGGUCUUCGCCACCGCGGACAAGGCCUUGAAACACAGGGGCAUCACGGCCUUCCUGGUCCCCAUGCCCACGCCCGGGCUCUCUCUGGGGAAGAAGGAAGAUAAGAUGGGCAUCCGCGCCUCCUCCACUGCCAACCUCAUCUUUGAGGACUGUCGCAUUCCCAAGGAGAACGUGCUGGGCGAGAUGGGCAUGGGCUUCAAGAUUGCCAUGCAAACCCUGGACAUGGGCCGGAUCGGCAUCGCCGCCCAGGCCCUGGGCAUUGCCCAGGCCUCCUUGGACUGUGCCGUGGACUACGCUGAGAAGCGCAUGGCCUUCGGCUCCCCUCUCACCAAGCUACAGAACAUCCAGUUCAAGUUGGCGGACAUGGCCCUGGCCCUGGAGAGCGCCCGGCUGCUGACCUGGCGGGCUGCCAUGCUCAAGGACAACCGGAAGCCCUACAGCAAGGAGGCUGCGAUGGCCAAGCUGGCGGCGUCCGAGUCCGCCACGAGGAUCGCCCACCAGGCCAUUCAGAUCCUGGGCGGGAUGGGCUACGUGACCGAGAUGCCCGCCGAGCGCCAUUAUCGCGAUGCUCGGAUCACGGAGAUCUACGAGGGCACCAGCGAGAUCCAGCGGCUGGUGAUCGCCGGGCACCUGCUGAAGAGCUACCGGAGCUGAGCCAUCGCCUCGGGCUGGGGGCUCUCACCAGGAGGCCUCUGGGGGUGGCGCUUCCUCCAGAACCAGGCUGCCUGGCAGCCGGCUUCUGCAUCUGGGCCGGGGCCGGCCCUCUGGGGAAGAGAAAGGGCCCUUGGUGGACUUGGCCCAUCCCCCGGCCCCAUCCCACCCUGGCUGGGCGUGCUCGGUCUCCUCAGGGAAGCAUGUGGGUGCUGGGAGCCCCCGGGGUGGGUGGGGGGCUCUGAACAGGCUCCCGGUGCCUUCAGCAAGAAAUACUGCGUCCCGCAGUGACACGGAGGGGCUGGACAUGGACGCCUUACUCUUGCCCUCACCUUGUGCCUGAGCUCUGGGCCCCGAGGAGCUCGCAGGGAUCCCCCCGACCCCCUAGGGAGGCGUGGGGGAGACGGAGACGAAGCUCGAGGAGGAUCUGUCCAUUUGGACGUCCGGCCGCUGGCCUUUGGGCAACACAGACUGAAGGGAAGGACGGACCCUGGGGAGGGGGAAAUCAUGUGACUAAUGAUUAUGGAGGGAGUGGGGCUUGUGUCUUAAAUUAGAAGCAGAUGAUAUAAUAAACAUGUCACCAGCUCCAGCUUUAAAACAAA
This is a messenger RNA of Antechinus flavipes (yellow-footed antechinus), 1972 nucleotides long. It is a transcript of the gene ACADS, whose product is annotated as acyl-CoA dehydrogenase short chain. Gene Ontology annotation, molecular function: flavin adenine dinucleotide binding. Bases 135 to 1373 code for a protein of 412 amino acids. The record is from RefSeq and is a predicted model, not a curated record. Gene Ontology annotation, biological process: fatty acid beta-oxidation using acyl-CoA dehydrogenase; butyrate catabolic process. NCBI's taxonomy places the organism in Eukaryota, Metazoa, Chordata, Mammalia, Dasyuromorphia, Dasyuridae. Gene Ontology annotation, cellular component: mitochondrion. The transcript is spliced from 10 exons.